AUGUCGCCGCCAUCCGUGCACUCCAGUGGGGGGGCGGUGCCGAUUGAAGAUGGAGGAAAGGAGGUGGAGUUCGCCACUCCACCCAGUGUCCACAUCGACCACCUGGAUGCUAAUCACGAUGAUGCGCCAUUCCGGUUCCACAAGAUCGACGACAUCGUUGGGCUGGCCUCGCCGCGUGGUCUCGCGUCGCGGGCAUUAAUUGCAGAGGAGCUGCACGUUGUAAGUUCUGAUGAGCCGAUCUCUUUUGCUGAAGCAAAGGGCCAUCCGAGCUGGAGGAAGGCUAUGGAGGAGGAGAUGGGGUCGAUCGAGGAGAACCGCACCUGGUCAUUGGUUGACCUCCCACAUGGUCGCCGGGCGAUCAGGUUGAAGUGGGUGUACAAGGUGAAGCGGGAUGAAAACGGAGCUGUGACGAAGUACAAGGCGCGCCUAGUGGUGAAGGGCUAUGUGCAACGCCAGGGGAUCGACUACGACGAAGCUGUAAGAGGGCUGUAA
This is a messenger RNA of Spirodela intermedia, 492 nucleotides long. The record is from the annotation of a GenBank genome assembly. NCBI's taxonomy places the organism in Eukaryota, Viridiplantae, Streptophyta, Magnoliopsida, Alismatales, Araceae.